UGUGACCAGUGAUGGUGUAUGUUUCGGUUUCCCAGCCACAAAAAAUACAGAGCCGCCUUGAAGAAGGAAAAACGAAAGAAACGUCGCCGGGAACUGGCUAGACUACGAGACUCAGGACUGUCAAAAAAAGAAGAGGAGGAUCCUGCUAUUAUUGAAAAACAGUUAAAAGAAGAGAAGCUGUUGGAGUUAGAGAGGCAAAACUUACAUGAUGAAUGGUUAUUAAGGGAGCAGAAGGCACAAGAGGAAUUCAGAAUAAAGAAAGAAAAGGAAGAGACAGCUAGAAAACAGGAGGAAGAACAAGAGACAAACUUAAAGGAAAAAUGGGAAGAACAUCAGAGAAGAGAGAGAGAAGAGGAGGAGCAGAAACAACAGGGGAAAAGAGAAGAAGAGGAAGCUGUGCAGAAGAUGCUGAAACAGGCUGAAAAUGAGUUGGAAAGUGGUGCCACAUGGCAUAACCCAGAACCACCUGUGGAAAUAAGAAUAAUGGAGAAAGAUCGAGCUAAUUGUCCAUUCUACAGUAAAACAGGAGCUUGCAGAUUUGGAGAUAGGUGUUCACGUAAACACAGUUUCCCAACAUCAAGUCCCACGCUGCUUAUUAAAAGCAUGUUUACAACGUUUGGGAUGGAGCAAUGUGGAAGGGAUGACUACGACCCUGAUGCAAACCUAGAGUACAGUGAAGAAGAAAUCUACCAGCAGUUCCUGGAUUUUUAUGAUGAUGUGCUCCCUGAGUUCAAGAACGUGGGGAAAGUGAUCCAGUUUAAGGUCAGUUGCAACCUGGAACCUCAUCUGAGGGGCAAUGUAUAUGUUCAGUAUCAAUCGGAAGAAGAAUGCCAGGCAGCCCUUUCUCUAUUUAAUGGACGAUGGUAUGCAGGACGACAGCUUCAAUGUGAAUUCUGCCCAGUGACCCAGUGGAAAAUGGCAAUUUGUGGUUUAUUUGAAAUACAGCAGUGUCCCAGAGGGAAACACUGCAACUUUCUUCACGUGUUCAGAAAUCCAAACAAUGAGUUUUGCGAGGCAAAUGGAGACAUCUACCUAUCUUCAGUUUGGACUGGCUCCUUUGGAAAGAGCUCAGUGAGGAGAGUGAGGCUGGACCACCGUGAUGACUACUAUAAUCGACAAAGGAGGAGGAGGAGCCCUGUGCAGGCCCACUCCUACAAGAGGAAAGAGAAGGCUGACAGGAAGAGGAGGAGUAGUCACAAGGGUGAGAAAUCUCACAAACAUGGGUCUAGAAGCCAGGGAAGGCACAGUUCCCAAAGCAGUGGAAGAAAAAGGGACCACAGCGACAGGAGCAGCAGCCAGAGCUCCUCCAGGUCCAUGGGCCAUGGUGGGAAGAGGUCAGGGAGCAGAGACUGA
Messenger RNA from Budorcas taxicolor (takin), 1353 nucleotides. RefSeq names its product U2 small nuclear ribonucleoprotein auxiliary factor 35 kDa subunit-related protein 2-like. Gene Ontology annotation, molecular function: metal ion binding; pre-mRNA 3'-splice site binding. The record is from RefSeq and is a predicted model, not a curated record. Gene Ontology annotation, biological process: mRNA splicing, via spliceosome. The coding region runs from base 19 to 1353 and encodes 444 amino acids. Gene Ontology annotation, cellular component: U2AF complex; spliceosomal complex. NCBI's taxonomy places the organism in Eukaryota, Metazoa, Chordata, Mammalia, Artiodactyla, Bovidae. The transcript has 10 exons.